GCCACAACCCCUCUCCCUGUCUUCUUCCCAGCCGAGCAGCGGCUCUGCGAGCUCCCCUCCAUGGCGUCCUCCCCUCCUCUCCCACGGCUGCAGCAGGGAGCGCAGCCCCUCCCCGCGAGCUCUCUCCUCUUGCUGCCUGGCCGAGCUCGCUGUUCUCCCUGCUCCACGGCGAGCAGCAGCUCGUCCACCUCUUCCUCCCAUGGUGCCCAGAAAUUCCUGCAGCAAGGACUCCACAGCAGCAGCGAGCUCGCUGUCUUCCAUGGCGUGGCGCCUCUGCUCAGCCAGCAGCCAUGGACGCCCCCUGCCACUGCUCCACAUCUGCAUGGAGCCGAGCUCUCCCCUCUCCACCAGCCAGCUCCCCUUCCUUCUCCCCCUUCUUCCCCAUGGAAGCCGAAGCCCCUUUCUGCUUUCUCAUCUCCCUUGGCUGCCAAGCCCAACAAUGGCGCCCAGAUUUUUUUUUCAGUCAUCUCCCAUGGCAUUUCCCCCUGCGAGCAGCGCUUAUCCGUUGUCUUCAACCUCCAGCCGCUCCCAUCUCCCUGCAGCGCCCUGUCUGUUUUUUUUCACCCAGCCGAUUCCCCCUGCUGUCCCCUGCGCCCUGCAUAUUUUUUUUCCAUGGAAAGCAGCAGGAGCAAUGCCGCCUAGGCCCCUGCUCCUCCCCUCUGCCCCACAAAACAGCAGCCGCAGCGAGCCACCGUCGUCCAUGGCGAGCAGCCUCUCCCCUCAUCGCGUGACAUUGCUCUUGUGCUCGCUGCGCAGCCCCAUCCGUGACACCGUCGAAAACCGUGCUAGUGGUCGACGCCGCGCUUCGCGCCUUGCCCGUUCGACGAAAUGCCAAGCCAUGUGGACAACCCAUGCAUCUAGUCCCGACUCGUUCAGGACCGAGAGAUGGUGAUCGUGCACGUGAUAUGGUGCCAACCACAGGAUGGCGUUGGUGGACGACCCAAGGAAGGAUGGACUUAACCACUGGAUGCUCGCCAAGCGAGUACCCACCCCA
Molecule: messenger RNA, 994 nt
Organism: Zea mays
Lineage: Eukaryota; Viridiplantae; Streptophyta; Magnoliopsida; Poales; Poaceae
Product: period circadian protein homolog 2
Exons: 3
Coding region: 200-892 (230 amino acids)
Source: RefSeq, a predicted model, not a curated record